This is a messenger RNA of Caenorhabditis briggsae, 1170 nucleotides long. The record is from RefSeq and is a predicted model, not a curated record. Lineage: Eukaryota; Metazoa; Nematoda; Chromadorea; Rhabditida; Rhabditidae. The coding region runs from base 1 to 1170 and encodes 389 amino acids. The transcript is spliced from 4 exons.
AUGCCACGUUACACCCCUGGAAGUUUUGUGAUUGUUCGACGGUCUUACCGUUUGAAUCUUUCCGCAUGGUACACGCCAUAUAUCUAUGGUACACCCCAGUUGGGUCGUUUCGACGUUAAGCUUGUCCUUCUACCUUCGGUUCGUCGGAUUCGGAUUCUUCCAUCGUCCACUGCAGCCAUUCCAGCGAGACCUGGAGCUCGUAUUCCAGCAGCACCAGUACUCCCGGCAACGAUUGCUCCAGUUGCUACGCAGCAUGCAACACAAAAGACGCCUGGAACACAAGCUUACACCCCUGGAAGUUUUGUGAUUGUUCGACGGUCUUACCGUUUGAAUCUUUCCGCAUGGUACACGCCAUAUAUCUAUGGUACACCCCAGUUGGGUCGUUUCGACGUUAAGCUUGUCCUUCUACCUUCGGUUCGUCGGAUUCGGAUUCUUCCAUCGUCCACUGCAGCCAUUCCAGCGAGACCUAGAGCUCGUAUUCCAGCAGCACCAGUACUCCCGGCAACGAUUGCUCCAGUUACUACGCAGCAUGCAACACAAAAGACGCCUGGAACACAAGCUAUUCCACUAGCUGCUAGCAAUCAAAACACUAUCCCAUCAGUGGUCGGUCCACCAGUGAUUCCAGUACAGCAACUCGGAGUUCCAGCUGCAUCAUCAGCACCACUUUCUGUGCCAGCUGCUCUCCCAGCUCCUCGCGGCCCUUUGAAUACUCCAGCAAGCAAUGCUAUGGCUGCACUGUCUGCACCAGCGAUUCCACUCCAAGCAGUGGCAUCCCCAGUCCCACCUACUCAGCCAGAUCAGCAAGGCAUUCCAAUCUCCAUUCCAGCCGGACUGAUCCCUAGCUCUGCUCCAAUUCAGCCUGCUGCGGGUCCUCCUCAAACUCCACAAGUUGCUUUCGCUGCUCCACCCGAAACUGACAACGAUCCACCAAUGCUUGAGUUCCAGCCACCAUUCGAGAAUGAUUACUAUGGCCACAAUGGCAGCGAUCCGGAAAAAGAAGACCUAUGGGAGAACGUUCACUUUUAUGGCCCAGGCGUCUACCGCCUCAUCGAUCCACUAUGUCCAGACCUCACCAAAGAGCAAGCACAAGCUGCACAAAAGGUUUGGGAUACCGUCCAAGCUUAUAUGAGGGACAUAGUUCAACAAGGACCCGAGGAUCUUCUCAAUUGA